GGGCUGGAAAUAAACAGAUCAGCAGCAGCAGCAGCAGUUACAGUGACAGAGAGCAGCAGCAGCAGCAGGGAUAAGGAGACAAAGGGAAGAGGCUGGGGAGACAGAUAUAUAGGAGGUGUCAGAGCAGUGCCCCCCAUGCUGUAGCAUUCUGCUGCACUGUAUAAGCCGGAGACAGCUGCUGUCAUUAGAUAAUAGUCAUAGUGCGCCCAGUCCCGCUGCACCCCGGCUCCCACUCUCUGCUGCUGCAGCCUCUGAGACAGGUAACCCCCAUAGGUGAGAGUAUGGCGCGGGGCUCCCCCUGGCCGGCUGCCUGCGGGCUGAUGCUGCUUCUCCUGGGCAGCUCCAUCUCCUCUCCCUCCGAGGCUCAGGGCAGGCGGCGGAGGCUGAGCCAGGAGCCUGGCGGCAUCUCCUUCGAGUAUCACCGUUACCCAGAGCUGCGGGAGGCGCUGGUGGCUGUGUGGCUGCAGUGCCCGUCCAUCAGCAGGAUCUACACGGUGGGACGGAGCUACGAGGGCCGGGAGCUGCUGGUCAUAGAGAUCUCCGACAAGCCCGGAGAGCAUGAGCCUGGUAAACCGGAGUUUAAGUAUGUUGGGAAUAUGCACGGGAAUGAAGCUGUGGGCAGAGAGCUUCUUAUUUAUUUGGCUCAGUAUCUGUGCAAUGAAUAUCAGAAAGGCAAUGAAACUAUCAUCAAUCUUAUCCGCAAUACCCGUAUACACAUCAUGCCUUCUAUGAACCCUGAUGGGUUUGAAAAAGCUGCUCAACAACUUGGAGAUAUAAAGGACUGGUUCGUUGGUCGUAGCAACGCACAAGGUAUAGACUUAAACAGAAACUUCCCUGAUUUGGAUCGUAUUGUGUACAUUAAUGAGAAAGAAGGAGGAACCAACAAUCAUUUGCUGCUUAACAUGAAGAAGGCAGUUGACGAAAACACCAAGCUUGCCCCUGAAACCAGAGCAAUAAUUCACUGGAUUAUGGAUAUCCCGUUUGUUCUCUCAGCUAAUCUACAUGGAGGUGAUCUUGUUGCCAAUUAUCCCUAUGACAAGACUCGCAGUGGCAGCGCUCAUGAAUACAGUGCUUGUCCUGAUGACAGCAUUUUCCAAAGCCUGGCCCGUUCAUAUUCUUCUCUCAACCCAGCCAUGUCUGACCCAAACUGGACACCAUGUCGCAAGAACGAUGAUGAGAGCAGUUUUGUUGAUGGGACCACAAAUGGUGCUGCUUGGUACAGUGUUCCUGGAGGUAUGCAGGAUUUCAAUUAUUUGAGCAGUAACUGUUUUGAAAUCACUGUGGAGCUGAGCUGUGAGAAGUUCCCACCUGAGGAAUUGCUGAAGAAUUACUGGGAGGAAAACAAGGACUCUCUGGUGAACUAUAUCAAGCAGGUGCAUCGUGGGGUAAAAGGAUUUGUCAGAGACCAUCAAGGAAAUCCAAUUGCUAAUUCUACAAUAUCUGUAGAUGGAAUCAACCAUGAUAUAACCUCAGCUAAGGAUGGUGAUUACUGGAGACUACUGUCACCCGGGAACUACAAAGUCACUGCAUCCGCUCCUGGGUAUCUUGCAGUCACUAAGAAAGUAGCUGUUGCCUAUAGCCCUGCUACCAAGAUUGAUUUUGAUCUGGAAUCUUUAUUGGAAAGGAAAGAGGAGGAAAAGGAAGAGCUGAUGGAAUGGUGGAAGAUGAUGUCCCAGACCUUGAACUUUUGAAUAAAGCAAUGCUGACAGUAAAUGAAAUAAGUUGAGUCAGAACGCAGUACUGUGGUAUAUAUAUAUAUAUAUAUAUAUAUAUAUAUAUAUGUGUAUUUAUUUGUACUUACACACGCAAACACACACACACAUAGUUUACAAAAAUGCAUAUAUAUUCCUAUAUGCAUGUCAUAAAAACAUUCCUUUACAUAUUGGAUGAUGUGUCAUGUUAGACUUUCAGACACUGUUUUCUUUGUUUCUGUGAUAAUCUGGAUUGGCAUCUGCACUCUCUGUAGAAAUGUUAGACUUACAACUAGGGUUACUGUAGAAUUUGGCACAAGAGAUUCUGAGGAGAUGGCAAAUGCUGAGCUACAGCAUUUGACCUAAAGUCGUGACUGACGAUAUGUACAGUAAGUAGAAAUGCAAUAUUUUAUCUCCAAGCCAUGUGUUGUAGAGUAUAUAUUAGUUUACACAAUAGUAUACACAGCUGUUGCCAAAGUGUUUUGGCAGUAUGUAAGCAGAAGUUAUGUCAAUUAUUCUUGGUAUGGGUCCUGGAAGGAGAAAUAUAUAUUGGCUUUGUUUUCUCUUUGUUAAAAGUUCACUUAUUCCAUGACCAAGUGUGAAUUACAAAUGUUGCUGUCUCCAAAAUUAAGUUUUCCAUAACGGAUUACAAUGUGGGUUAGCCAUUAAACAGUAAUGCAUACAAGGA
Messenger RNA from Pseudophryne corroboree (corroboree frog), 2379 nucleotides. It is a transcript of the gene CPE, whose product is annotated as carboxypeptidase E. Gene Ontology annotation, biological process: peptide metabolic process; protein processing. The record is from RefSeq and is a predicted model, not a curated record. The transcript has 9 exons. Bases 282 to 1691 code for a protein of 469 amino acids. Lineage: Eukaryota; Metazoa; Chordata; Amphibia; Anura; Myobatrachidae. Gene Ontology annotation, molecular function: metallocarboxypeptidase activity; zinc ion binding.